This is a messenger RNA of Amborella trichopoda, 2166 nucleotides long. RefSeq names its product F-box/kelch-repeat protein At1g26930. Gene Ontology annotation, cellular component: nucleus. Lineage: Eukaryota; Viridiplantae; Streptophyta; Magnoliopsida; Amborellales; Amborellaceae. Gene Ontology annotation, molecular function: protein binding. The record is from RefSeq and is a predicted model, not a curated record.
UUUUUUUUUUUCUCUUUCUUCGUAGAGGCGGAGAAGACUCAGGAGCGAGAGACUUUCUCCCACCCUCUCCCUCUCUCUCUAAAAAAAAUUCUCCUUCUCUCUCAAGAAUCCUAUCUCAUUUUUCUCUCCUCUUUCUCUCUCAACCAUCAAGGGACUGAAAAAAGACCAAAGCUUGGUUCAUGUGACGUUGCAGAGGAUUGAGUUGGAUCAGUGUCAAGAUUGGGAGAUCUGCCUUUGAUUGGAAGCUCUGGUUUGAUAUUUCGAAGAAUUAGGGUUUUUUCUGGGGAAGGUGGUGAGUCUAUGACUCGUGUAGUUGGGGUUUCCAUUUCCUGUGUUUGAGAGAUUGUCAACUUUUGUUCUGGAUAUAGGUUCUUCGUGGGUAUCUCUUAAGAUAGAUUGCUCCUCAGUUGUUCUUCAUACUGCCUUUUAGAGAGAGAGAUUUGGAGUCAUGUUAGAGGGUCAGUCCUGCUUAGUUUCUAGGGUUUUGCCAGGAUCUUGUGAGCAAGAGUCCAAGUGGUAUUACAUGUACCCAAUCGAGGUCCAAAAGGGCAACAAGCGUUCUCUCUCUAUGGAGGAGUCUAAUGGAACAAACAAGAGAUCAAACAGUAGCAACUUGUCUCCACGUAAAAUCCCUAGAGAGAGAAACUCUCUUUUUGAUGAGACCCCAAGCGAUCAGGAUGAUCAUCAGGGCCAAGGGGAAGACUCAAAUUACCGGGGCUUAGGUCGAGACAUGGUGAUCGAUUGCUUUAUCCGGUGCUCUCGAUCCGACUAUGGCUCAAUCGCCUUGCUUAAUAGGGCCUUUCGCUUGCUGGUGCAAAGUGGUAAGCUUUACCAGCUGAGACGAAAGAUGGGUGUCAUGGAGCACUGGAUCUACUUCUCUUGUAGCUUAGCAGAAUGGGAAGCGUAUGACCCAAAUAGCACAAGGUGGAUGCAUCUCCCUCCUAUGCCAUCUAAUGAAUGUUUUAAGCUCUCUGAUAAGGAAUCUUUAGCAGUGGGCACUGAGCUUCUAGUUUUUGGCAAAGACAUACUCUCCUUCACAACGUGGAGGUAUAGUAUAUUGAGAAAUAAUUGGACCCCAGCUGUUCCAAUGGAGUCCCCAAGGUGUCUAUUUGGCUCAGCAAGCCAAGGCGUGAUAGCCAUUGUUGCAGGGGGUUGUGAUAUUCAAGGUAAGAUCUUGGAUUCAGCUGAGCUUUACAAUUCAGAGAAUGGGUCAUGGGAAACUUUACCCAAGAUGAAUUCUCCAAGGAAAAUGUGCAGUGGAUUUUUCAUGGAUGAUAAAUUCUAUGUAAUUGGGGGUAGAAAGGUUCAAGGAGAGAAUCAAGUGGCUCAUUCUAGUGCAAACCCCCAAGCUCAACAGCAUCUCACUUCAGGUGAAGAGUUCAAUUUAGAGACUAGAACAUGGAGGACUAUACCCAAUAUGUUUCCAAGAAGAGGUGAAUUCGCCCAUGCUCCACCCCUUGUUGCAGUGGUCCACAAUGAGCUUUAUGCGGCAGACCAUGAAGCGAAUGAGGUUAUGAAAUAUGAUAAGGAGAAUAAUACUUGGAGUGUCUUGGGGAAAUUGCCUGAAAGGGCAGCCUCAGUUAAUGGUUGGGGUUUGGCUUUCAAGGCCUGUGGUGGUCAAGUAAUUGUUAUUGGGGGUUAUAAGGGAACAGCAGGUGGGACUGUAGAACUAUAUUCUUGGGUUCCAAAAGAGGGGCCUCCGACUUGGAGAUUGCUUGCAAGUAAGCAGCUUAAUGCCGGGACCUUUGUUUAUAACUGUGCAGUGAUGGGUUGCUGAGCUCUCUCUUUCAAAGGUUCGAUAAUGGGUGGUAAAGCCUCGAGGCUUGCAUGAGGGAUUUGAAGCUGCUCUGGAAUUGGAUGUACAGAGCAAAAGGGGUGUAGAGUCUGAGGAGAAUGGGUAACCUCUUUUUUUCUUUCUUUUUUUUUUUUUUGGAAUUUUCCCAUUUGGGGUGCUCAAGAUUUGAUGGAAUGUUUUUUUCUUCUGAGGAAAUCUUGAGCCAAAAGGUUUCUUUCUUGGGAUGUAAGUUGUGAACAUAAAGAAUUUCUACUGGGCCUUGUGUUUGGCUUUGUUUAUUCGGUGCAUUACAGGAUAGUAGAUUAGAAAUGCCUGAAUGCUUCUUAGUACAUCAAUAAGAUUUUUUGGGGUAUGGAUCUAUGGGUUGCUUU